This is a messenger RNA of Ceratotherium simum simum (southern white rhinoceros), 7092 nucleotides long. The record is from RefSeq and is a predicted model, not a curated record. NCBI's taxonomy places the organism in Eukaryota, Metazoa, Chordata, Mammalia, Perissodactyla, Rhinocerotidae.
UUCAUCAGCAGUUCGAAAUGUAUAAGGAACAGGUAAAGAAGAUGGGAGACGAAUCACAGCAGCAGCAAGAACAGAAGGGUGAUGCCCCAACCUGUGGUAUCUGCCACAAAACAAAGUUUGCUGAUGGAUGUGGCCAUAAUUGUUCAUAUUGCCAAACAAAGUUCUGUGCUCGUUGUGGAGGUCGAGUGUCAUUACGCUCAAACAAGGUUAUGUGGGUAUGUAAUUUGUGCCGAAAACAACAAGAAAUCCUCACUAAAUCAGGAGCAUGGUUUUAUAAUAGUGGAUCUAAUACACCACAGCAACCUGAUCAAAAGGUUCUCCGAGGACUGCGGAAUGAAGAGGCGCCUCAGGAGAAGAAAGCAAAACUACAUGAGCAGGCCCAUUUCCAAGGACCCUCAGGUGACUUAUCUGUACCUGCAGUGGAGAAAAGUCGAUCUCAUGGGCUCACAAGACAGGAUUCUAUUAAGAAUGGGUCAGGAGUGAAGCACCAAAUUGCCAGUGACGUAGCUUCAGACAGGAAAAGAAGUCCAUCAGUCUCCAGAGAUCAGAAUAGAAGAUACGACCAAAGAGAAGAAAGAGAGGAAUAUUCACAGUAUGCUACUUCAGAUAGCGCAAUGCCUAGAUCUCCAUCAGAUUAUGCUGAUAGGAGGUCUCAACGUGAACCUCAGUUUUAUGAAGAAUCUGAUCAUAUAAACUAUAGGGACUCCAACAGGAGAAGUCGUAGGCAUUCCAAAGAAUAUAUUGUAGAUGAUGAGGAUGUGGAGAGCAGAGAUGAAUAUGAAAGACAAAGGAGAGAGGAGGAAUACCAGGCACGUUAUCGAAGUGAUCCAAAUUUGGCCCGUUAUCCAGUAAAGCCACAGCCCUAUGAAGAACAAAUGCGUAUUCAUGCUGAAGUGUCUCGAGCAAGGCAUGAGAGAAGGCAUAGUGAUGUUUCUUUGGCAAAUGCUGAACUGGAAGAUUCCAGGAUUUCUAUGCUAAGGAUGGAACGACCAUCAAGGCAAAGAUCUAUAUCUGAACGUAGAGCUGCCUUGGAAAAUCAGCGAUCUUAUUCAAUGGAAAGAACUCGAGAGGCUCAGGGACCAAGUUCUUAUCCACAAAGGACCACAAACCAUAGUCCUCCUACCCCCCGGAGGAGUCCAAUACCCAUUGAUAGACCAGACAUGAGACGUACUGACUCACUAAGGAAACAACACCACUUAGAUCCUAGCUCAGCUGUAAGGAAAACGAAACGGGAAAAGAUGGAGACAAUGUUAAGGAAUGAUUCUCUCAGUUCCGACCAGUCAGAGUCAGUGAGACCUCCACCACCAAAGCCUCACAAAUCAAAGAAAGGAGGUAAAAUGCGCCAGGUUUCAUUGAGCAGUUCAGAGGAGGAAUUGGCUUCCACGCCUGAAUAUACAAGUUGUGAUGAUGUUGAGAUUGAAAGUGAGAGUGUAAGUGAAAAAGGAGACAUGGAUUACAACUGGUUGGACCAUACGUCUUGGCAUAGCAGUGAGGCAUCCCCAAUGUCUUUGCACCCUGUGACGUGGCAGCCAUCUAAAGAUGGAGACCGUUUAAUUGGUCGGAUUUUAUUAAAUAAGCGUCUGAAAGAUGGAAGUGUAACUCGAGAUUCAGGAGCAAUGCUUGGCUUGAAGGUUGUAGGAGGAAAGAUGACUGAAUCAGGUCGGCUCUGUGCAUUUAUUACCAAAGUAAAAAAAGGAAGUUUAGCUGACACUGUAGGACAUCUUAGACCAGGUGAUGAAGUGUUAGAAUGGAAUGGAAAGCUAUUGCAAGGAGCCACAUUUGAAGAAGUAUAUAACAUCAUUCUGGAAUCCAAACCUGAACCACAAGUGGAGCUUGUUGUUUCAAGGCCUAUUGGGGAUAUACCUAGGAUACCUGAUAGCACACAUGCACAACUGGAGUCUAGUUCUAGCUCAUUUGAAUCUCAAAAAAUGGAUCGUCCUUCUAUUUCUGUUACCUCUCCCAUGAGUCCUGGCGCGUUGAGGGAUGUUCCACAGUUCUUAUCUGGACAACUUUCAAUAAAACUAUGGUUUGACAAGGUUGGUCACCAAUUAAUAGUUACAAUUUUGGGAGCAAAGGAUCUCCCUUCCAGGGAAGAUGGGAGGCCAAGGAAUCCUUAUGUUAAAAUUUACUUUCUUCCAGACAGAAGUGAUAAAAACAAGAGAAGAACUAAAACAGUAAAGAAAACGUUGGAACCCAAAUGGAACCAAACAUUCAUUUAUUCUCCAGUGCACCGAAGAGAAUUUCGGGAACGAAUGCUGGAGAUUACCCUAUGGGAUCAAGCUCGCGUUCGAGAGGAAGAAAGUGAAUUCUUAGGAGAGAUUUUAAUUGAAUUAGAAACAGCAUUAUUAGAUGAUGAGCCACAUUGGUACAAACUUCAGACCCAUGAUGUCUCUUCGUUACCACUUCCCCACCCUUCUCCAUAUAUGCCACGGCGACAGCUCCAUGGCGAGAGCCCAACACGCAGGUUGCAAAGGUCAAAGAGAAUAAGUGAUAGUGAAGUCUCUGACUAUGACUGUGAUGAUGGAAUUGGUGUAGUAUCAGAUUAUCGACACAAUGGUCGAGAUCUUCAAAGCUCAACGUUAUCAGUGCCAGAAGAAGUAAUGUCAUCAAACCAUUGUUCACCAUCAGGGUCUCCUCACCGAGUAGAUGUUAUAGGAAGGACUAGAUCAUGGUCACCCAGUGUCCCUCCUCCACAAAGUCGGAAUGUGGAACAGGGACUUCGAGGGACACGGUCUACUACCGGACAUUAUAAUACAAUUAGCCGAAUAGAUAGACAUCGUGUCGUGGAUGACCGUUAUUCUCCAGAUAGGGACAGUCAUUUUCUUACUCUACCUCGCUCCAGAAACAGUCAGACCAUUGAACACCAUCACAGGGAUGGCAGGGAUUGUGAAGCAGCAGAUAGACAGCCAUAUCACAGAUCCAGAUCAACAGAACAACGGCCUCUCCCAGAGCGGACCACCACCCGCUCCAGAUCCACUGAACGUCCUGAUACAAACCUCAUGAGGUCGAUGCCUUCAUUAAUGACUGGAAGAUCUGCCCCUCCUUCACCUGCCUUAUCGAGAUCUCAUCCUCGUACUGGGUCUGUCCAAACCAGUCCAUUAAGUACUCCAGUGGCAGGACGAAGGGGCCGACAACUUCCACAACUUCCACCAAAGGGGACACUGGAGAGAAAAGAAGUGGACUCCACACGGAGAAGACAUGCAGGUGCUAUGGAUAUAGAGGAGAGAAAUCGCCAAAUGAAAAUUAACAAAUACAAACAGGUAGCCGGAUCAGAUUCCAGACUGGAACAAGAUUACCAUUUGAAGUAUCGAUCAGGAUGGGAUCCUCAUAGAGGGGCAGAUAAUAUUUCCACUAAAUCUUCGGACAGUGAUGUAAGUGAUAUAUCUGCGGUUUCAAGGACUAGUAGUGCUUCUCGUUUCAGCAGCACAAGCUACAUGUCUGUCCAAUCAGAACGGCCAAGAGGAAACAAGAAAAUCAGUGUCUUUACGUCCAAAAUGCAAAGCAGACAAAUGGGCAUCUCAGGGAAGAACAUGACUAAAAGCACCAGCAUCAGCGGAGACAUGUGCUCGCUGGAGAAGAAUGAUGGCAGCCAGUCUGACACUGCAGUGGGCGCCUUGGGCUCCAGCAGCAAAAAGCGGCGCUCUAGCAUUGGGGCCAAAAUGGUAGCUAUCGUUGGUCUCUCCCGGAAAAGUCGCAGCGCUUCUCAGCUCAGCCAAACGGAAGCGGGAGGUAAAAAGCUGCGGAGCACUGUCCAGAGAAGCACCGAAACAGGCCUGGCUGUGGAAAUGAGGAACUGGAUGACUCGACAGGCAAGCCGAGAAUCUACGGAUGGCAGCAUGAACAGCUACAGCUCAGAAGGAAAUCUGAUUUUCCCUGGUGUCCGCUUGGCCUCUGAUAGCCAAUUCAGCGAUUUUCUGGAUGGUCUUGGCCCUGCCCAGCUAGUGGGGCGCCAGACUCUGGCUACACCUGCAAUGGGUGACAUUCAGGUAGGAAUGAUGGACAAAAAGGGACAGUUGGAGGUGGAAAUCAUUCGCGCCCGUGGCCUUGUUGUAAAACCAGGUUCCAAGACACUGCCAGCACCAUAUGUAAAGGUGUAUCUAUUAGAUAAUGGAGUCUGCAUAGCCAAAAAGAAAACAAAAGUGGCAAGAAAAACGCUGGAACCACUUUACCAGCAGCUAUUAUCUUUCGAAGAGAGUCCCCAAGGAAAGGUUUUACAGAUCAUUGUCUGGGGAGAUUAUGGCCGCAUGGAUCACAAAUCCUUUAUGGGAGUGGCCCAGAUACUUUUAGAUGAACUGGAGCUAUCCAAUAUGGUGAUUGGAUGGUUCAAACUUUUCCCCCCUUCCUCCCUAGUAGAUCCAACCUUGGCUCCUCUGACGAGAAGAGCUUCCCAGUCAUCUCUGGAAAGUUCAACCGGACCUUCUUACUCUCGUUCAUAGCAGCUGUAAAACUGUUGUCAUAGCAACCAGCGUUACAAAAAAAAAAAAUCACAGGUCGCAAACCCUGGUAACACUGCAUGCUUAAUGUUGUGUCUUCUGAGCCUGUUUCUAGGGAUACAAAGCGAUCCUGUGUUCUCAGAGGAAGUUGCACACAUUGUGCCCUCAAGGAGGCCCUCAGGUGAAAGCGCAGAGCUGUGAAGAACUAGCAGGUUUGAAGUUCAUUAACACUCGAGUCUGGUCCAAUCUGAAGCCAUGGAUUAAUCUCAAAGAGUCAGUCAGUUUCAUGCAACAAAAGCCCUUUUCAAUGGCACCUUUAUAUUUUUAUUGUUCCUUUUUCUUCGUUUCUCUGACCCCAGAGCCCUGUUAUGCCACAGAAAUGGAGCUAUACAGCCAUUAAGCCAUGUUACGAGUCAAGGAGUGAAGUCCUAGGAAGCAUCAGGUGAAAAGCAAGAGACCAAAGAAGUGGUCCAGGACAAAACCUCAGCCCUGCUCUGGCCGGUGAGCAGGGGCAGCCAGUCCACCGUGAGCAGCGGCGGACUACGGAGCCCCAGCAGGCACGGCAUUCACUAAUGCCGAGAUGUGUUGGACUCUGAAAAACAAAAUUCUGUGGCUACACUGUACUGAACGAAAUUAAAGAAACUUUUUUUGCAUGGACACAGAUUAGCUGAAUAUUUAAAUUAUUUUCUUGAGGCUGCAACUUGCAAAAAAAAAAAAGAAUAAAAAUCAGCCAUUUUCAACAAUUUAUAUUAUUUUUAAAAAUAAAUUUCACUAGUGCAUGGUUUUACAAGGGGGAGAGAAUGCAACAGGGUGAUACAAAGACGCACCAUGUUUAUUCUUUAAUCAUAGUCUGUGUUUUGGCAGACAUUACAAGUGAAAAUACUUUCUAGAAGAUACUUAAAAUCUCUUUAUGUGACAAAUAAGUAUAACAUUCAAAUUAUUUCCAUGUUAAACAUACAAAUCUUACGAAGUUCAAUAUGUGCAAAUUGUUCACAUCUUUCUUCCUCUUCUCUAUCUCACUCUUCCUCCUCUCCCUCUUUUAAUCUUUUAUUUCUUUCUCCCUCCCAAAGUGAACAUUAUACUAAAAAAUUACGAGUUUUUGACCUGAUACUCUCUUAUACCCCAUGUUUGAUUCAGAGCUCUAGAUGCUUCUGAAUUUAUGAAUUUCUCAAGGGGAAAAAAAUACUAUUUAUGAGCUUUCUUUAUUUCAAGCAUGUUGAAAAGGAUUUUGCAACAUGACUUGGGAGUACGUUAAAGUAAGUCAGCAUGUAUUUGAUAAAGAAGAUAUUUGAACUUUUGCAUUUUAUUGUACAGUGCAUGGUAAUUUUAUUUUCACCUUCAAAGUUCAGUUUACAAGAAAAUCCUAAAAUCAUGUGGCCAUUGUAAUGUCUAAUAAAUUUGUUUUUAGCACCAGCAUUAUUCAUACAGGGGUUAAAGUAUUAUUUCUAGAAGGUCUUAGGUUUUGUUUUUUAAUUAAUUAAAACAGUUUCUUUAGUCAAUUUCCAUUUACUAUGUGAAUAGAAACACUGCUAAAAAUUUGGAGCCCUGAAACACAGGGAUGUUUAUUAAUUCAUUUUUCUGUAGUAAAAUUCAAUUUUUCACAAAUUAUAUUUCUAAAGAAAUAUAGUAAACAUAAAUUUGCAACAAAUAAUUUUAAAGCUCCAAUUUUUAGGUGACUCAAAGAAGGUCAAUCUACCUAUUAACUGUUCUUCGAUGCCAUCACCAAAAGUCUACACACAAAUCCCCUACAGUCAAACCCCUGCCUUUGGUUUUACAGACAGUUGUUACCAUUUGGUGGUGCUGCGAGGUCAAAUUUCUCUUAAGUUCCCCUAUUUAGAGGAAAAGUCACUGGUUAAUGUAAUACACCACACAUACUUUCUGUUUCUUUAUGUACACAUUGAUAACACAUUCUUAUAGAUUGAUUUUAAUUUCUUAUAAUAACUUGUGAAAUCCACAUACAUAUCAUUCGUUUAAACUAAGGCCAUGCAGAGAAGUUGCUUUCUUUUUUUUUUUUCCUUUUAAACUCAGUACUGACCGUUAAAAACUAUCAUGCCUGCUAUGGUGCAAAAGUUAAAAUGAGUAUCACUAAAAAUGCCUUCUCUUUAUGUGGUGCAAUAUGAAAUACACCAAGACCCUGUCUUGACGUUCUGAGAUCUAUGAUGGACCCAGGUAAAGUUGUUAAAAGAACGAAUAAAACCUUAUGGAAAUAAUUUAGACACUUGUGUACCAGCAACAAUUGAUUUAAUAGACCUAUAGUGUCUAUACUUAGCCCUUAGAAUAAACGUUUACCAUUUUCCUGAUACUAAGAUGCAGUCCUAUAAUCUUUUGUGCAUAUUCCUAUAUAAAUUAUUUCUAAUUUUAAUAAGAAGGACAUGACUGUAUGGAAUAUUUGUACAUACUUGUCAUUAUGCAGUAUUUAUUUAAAAGUUGGUGUAUUUUUUUUUUAUUUUCACAUGUCUGCACCUCGACUUGUGGUUUAGUCAUGUAAAUAGCACUAUUCCAGUGACCAUUGCUGCCCUGUACAUAGUAUGUUUUAAAAGUAAAGGGAAUUCCAGUUGGAAAAAAAAGGGCAGAUUAGUUCUGUAAUGAACACCAACUAAUGUAAAUCAAAUUCAUUCUGGUGAUGGUAUUUAACACUUUAAAUAAAACAUUUUCUUUA